This is a messenger RNA of Carassius auratus (goldfish), 872 nucleotides long. RefSeq names its product protein BTG1-like. Gene Ontology annotation, biological process: negative regulation of cell population proliferation. The transcript has 2 exons. The record is from RefSeq and is a predicted model, not a curated record. Bases 265 to 813 code for a protein of 182 amino acids. Gene Ontology annotation, cellular component: cytoplasm; nucleus. Lineage: Eukaryota; Metazoa; Chordata; Actinopteri; Cypriniformes; Cyprinidae.
CGCUGCUCGCUUUCGGUACGGUCUACUUUACUGGAGGACAGUGACGGAGGAGGUUGGAAUCGACCUCUAUGUGUCUUUUCGGACGGAACUACCCAAGUCAGAGCACUGAACCGUCCUGGAAAACGUAGCACUCUCCGAAUUUUUCCUGCCUCGACAAAUAAAUGCUCAGCAUAGGCAUCAGAGAAAUAAAACACGCGAAAAACAAGGAUCAUUUUGCAAACGGAAACAAAAGCGCAUUGGCCAUACAGAGCACGGAGCUUCUCAAUGCAUACCCUCUGUGCCCGAGCAACGAUGAAACCAGAGAUAAGCGCCGCCGUCGGGUUUCUGUCGAGAUUCCUGCGGAUUAAAGGACAUAUGAACGACAGACAGCUCCAGACGUUCAACCAGACUCUACAGGACAUCCUGGCAGAGCAAUACAAGCACCACUGGUUCCCAGACCGUCCCAACAAAGGUUCUGGGUAUCGAUGCAUACGCAUCAACCACAAGAUGGACCCUCUGGUGGGACAGGCCGGCCAGCGCAUUGGCCUGAGCAUCCAGCAACUCUACCUGCUGCUUCCCAGUGAGCUGACAUUGUGGGUCGACCCAUUUGAAGUGUCCUACCGCAUCGGAGAGGACGGCUCGAUUUGCGUGCUCUAUGAGUCCCACCCCAGCACCAACGGAAACCCCAGCAUCACCACUGGAAACAGCAACCCCGCCUCUUCUGUCACCCAGGUAUCCCCAAUGGUGGACAGUCACAUCAGCUGCAAGGAGGAACUUCUGGUUAUGGGCCGCACCAGCUCCACUAAACCUUACCUGAUGACUGUGUCCAGCUAAAUUGGUCACAGAAGUCAUUUUUUAAAAAUAAAAAAGAGAAAGGAGAAGGAGGAGAAGAA